This is a messenger RNA of Ectocarpus siliculosus, 360 nucleotides long. Lineage: Eukaryota; Phaeophyceae; Ectocarpales; Ectocarpaceae. The record is from the annotation of a GenBank genome assembly.
AUGGAACAGCUGGGUCCGGCGUUGUCGGAGUUCUACGCCCCCACGACGAGCAAUGAGCGCAAGCAGCAGCUGGAGCAGGGCCUGCACGCCUUCCAGGCGCAGCCCAACGCUCACCUCACCAGCCUGGACAUCCUCGCCUCUAUCGGCCAACGGCGCGAACAGGAAAACCUGUUUGUGCUCUACUUCUGCGGCACGACCAUCGAGGGGGGCAUCCCCAAACGGUGGAACGCGAUACCCAAGGAGGAAAGGCUCCACGUCAGGAAAACCCUUUUCCAGGGAAAAACAAUGUUGUGGAACAAAAUCUUGGGAAUUCAACCCUCCUGUGGCGGCAAAGAUUCCUCCCUUUGUUUUCCUAAAUAA